UUGAUAAGUGUUUGGAUAUGCAUGGUCAUCUUUGCAUUUGGGUCUGAUGUCAUUAAUGUAGUGGAGGUCAUGACCCCCUCUGGUUGGGUUAGGGGAUACGAGGAAUUACAUAACGAAGGGCAGGUGUACAGAUUCGUAAAAAUUCCUUAUGCUCAACCUCCAUUAGGAGAUUUGCGUUUCCGAAAACCAAAACCCAUUGGAUAUUGGGAAGGAGUGGAGGGUAUUCGAGGAGUAAAUGCACCACAGUGUUCUCAAAUGCCGUCCCCAACGCCUGGAUUUGACGUACUGGAAACCGACGAAGAUUGUCUAUACCUUAAUAUAUAUGUACCUGGAAAAAUUUCUGAAUAUAGAAAUCUGUCUGUGAUGGUUUGGAUUCAUGGUGGGGGAUUUGUGUUUGGUGGAGCUAGUCAGUACAAACCUCAGAAGUUAGUUCUAGGAGGUGAUGUAAUUGUUGUUACCAUAAAUUAUAGAUUAGGUAUUCUGGGGUUUUUGAAUCUGCACGACCCUCUAGCACCUGGAAAUUACGGUCUUUGGGAUCAGAUCGAGGCUUUGCGGUGGGUUCAGAAUAACAUUGCAGCAUUCGGAGGCAACCAAAAAUCCGUGACAAUAUUUGGACAGUCAGCUGGUGCCAUGAGUGUGAGUCUUCAGACACUGAUCCCAUCAAACAAAGGGCUUUUUCAAAGAGCCAUUUCACAAAGUGGAGUAGCUUCAUUUUUUUCUAUUUCGAGAACACGAGAAGAAAAACAGACCAAUGAUAUGGUACUUAAGAAAACAAAUUGCAAAUGUAAAGUGAAUAUUGAAGAAACUCUAAAAUGUUUGCGAGAAGUACCUGCAGAAAAACUAACAGCGACAAUAGACAUGACAGAAUUUCAGAAACCUUUAAAUUUAACUUUUGUGCUUGGUAGCUUGGUUCCCUCAGUUGAUGACGAUUUGUUCAAAGAAAAUUUGGCAUAUCCAAAGUCUUGGGACGACGAGGUUUAUCGCUUUUUCCGAAGCAUUGAUUUCAUAUCAGGAACUUUAAACGGAGAGGGAAAUAUGUUGUAUAUGAUGUUUUCUACAGAAAUUCAAAAAAAGUUUGGAUUCAACCCAUUGGAACGGGUUCCCUUAAAUGUUUUAUGUGAAAUAACUGCGCCAUUAUUCGUAGAUAUAGUUGCUGGAAAUAUUCCGGAACUAACUCAGGAAAUCUGCGAGUUUUACACUUCCUUUAAAGGUGACGAUGAGCAGAGUAUGAAAGUGGCUGAUUUCCACGGUGACUCAUGGUUUAUCGUACCUAGCAAUAACAUGUUAGAAAUUCAUGCAAAAAACAACAAUAAAUCUAAAACAUUUCAAUAUUUAAUCACCAAACCAAGUCCUUUUCCCUUUUUUCAAGAACCACCAUCCUGGUUCAAAGGGGCUGCUCACGGCGACGAAUUGCAUCUUAUGUUUAAUGUGACUCACGAUCAUGUCCCAGAGGAGACUUUGAAAAAACAUGACCUUGUGGCCGUAGAGAAGUUGUCUAAAGACGUCAUUAAAUAUUGGACUAAUUUUGCCAAAUAUGGUGAUCCCAAUGCGGAAGGACUUCCAAACUGGCCGUCAUUUGAUACUCUCACCAAGAAAUAUGCAAUCCUGGACACUCCAAUAACAGAAGGAGAAAGUCUCAAAGCUAACGCCACGCAUCUUCUUAAAAAAGUAUAUCUCAAAGGGCAACCUAAUGAUACGCAGGAUGAAUUAUACAACAGUAGUCCAUGUACUUCGGACUCUAGAAAGAAUGCUAUGAUCGUGUCCAGUAUCAACAUUCCUUAA
Saccostrea echinata is the source of this 1782-nucleotide messenger RNA. Its product is annotated as acetylcholinesterase-like. NCBI's taxonomy places the organism in Eukaryota, Metazoa, Mollusca, Bivalvia, Ostreida, Ostreidae. The record is from RefSeq and is a predicted model, not a curated record. The coding region runs from base 22 to 1782 and encodes 586 amino acids. The transcript has 3 exons.